AUGACCAACAACUCGGCCAAGGCAACCCAGAACGGUACCGGUAGACAGGCCAGGCCGCCAUCUUCCAACAGCACCCGCUCCUACUGGCACCGCGAUCCAUCCGACCGGUUGUUGUGUCACCGCACUACAGAAGAGCUUCCGACCACAGCCGAUGUAGUUGUCAUUGGUAGUGGCAUCACGGGUACCUUUGCCGCACGAGAGCUUGUUACGGGAGGUCGAAGCGUCCUCAUGCUCGAGGCCCGAGAGGCGUGCUGGGGUGCAACAGGGCGUAACGGAGGUCACUGUCAACCCGCUGUAUGGGAUGCCCCCGCUGACGUUGCCCGUUUUGAGCUUGGGACCUUUGAUCUCAUUGCCAAUAUGGUUGCAAAGUACAAUAUUCCAUGUGACUGGCAAGUCACCGGAGGUGUGCAUCCCAUCUUCUCAGAAGAGGUGCUUGGAGCUGUUAAGCAGCAGAUGGAGCGCCUGAAGAAAUAUCCAGACCUCCAGGAUAAGGCCAUUCUUAUCCAGGACAAUGACGAGCUCGCUCGAAAACAUGUCCCUGAGGCUAUAGCUGCAGUAUUCCAGCCGAAUGCUGCAAAGUGCUGGCCUUACAAACUGGUCGCAUGGAUUCUCGAGUCUCUUCUUGAUCAUCACGAUGCAUCUAUGUUCAAUCUGCAGACGAACAUCCUGGUUGAUCGCAUCGAACGUGGUCAGUUGUCAUGGAACCUUCAUACUAAGCGUGGCCAGGUACAAGCUCGACAUGUGCUUCUCGCGACCAACGCGUACACGUCACAUUUGGUUCCUGGAAUGUCGGGCCUCAUCACGCCCGUGCGAGGACAAGUCUGUGCACUCGAGCCCCCCGCAGGCACCAUGCAGCUCCCGCAUAGCUACGUUUGGAUGAAGGGCGCCGACCACCAAUACUUGAUUCACCGUGGGCCAGAGGAUACCCAAGAGAGGUCCGCGAGCUCAGCGGAUAGGUCAAUCAUAUUUGGCGGUGAGCGACUGGCAGAGCGGCUUGAUGGAGAGGAAGGUGUAUGCAAUGAUGACGAGAUCAACCCGAUCAUCAGUCAGGCUCUACAUAGGUGCGUCAGUGAUGCACUCAUGCUACCUCUUGAGGAUGGCAAUCGCAUCAAAGCCAAGGUAAUGGAUGCCAACUACGAAUGGACGGGGAUCAUGGGCUAUUCGAGUGAUGGCGUGCCUUGGGUUGGUCGCCUACAGGGAUCUUUGAUUGGUCAUUCCAGUAACGAGGAGGGAUCUGGGGCUGAGGAUAUGGGGCUAUGGAUCAGUGCGGGAUAUACAGGGCACGGCAUGCCGGUGGCGGCAAGAUGUGGAGCUGCAGUCGCAGAGAUGAUACUAGGCAGAUCAGAUGGUAUUGAGAUCCCUGCUGCAUGGGGGGUGAGUGAAGAAAGGGCUUCAGCGGCGCGAGGGUUGGCGACCCCCCAAACACUGGCAGAGCUUCUAAGCGAACUGCCAGCCGAAUAG
Fusarium musae is the source of this 1461-nucleotide messenger RNA. RefSeq lists its product as uncharacterized. Gene Ontology annotation, molecular function: oxidoreductase activity. The transcript has 2 exons. The record is from RefSeq and is a predicted model, not a curated record. The coding region runs from base 1 to 1461 and encodes 486 amino acids. Gene Ontology annotation, cellular component: cytoplasm. NCBI's taxonomy places the organism in Eukaryota, Fungi, Ascomycota, Sordariomycetes, Hypocreales, Nectriaceae.